Molecule: messenger RNA, 1005 nt
Organism: Eurytemora carolleeae
Lineage: Eukaryota; Metazoa; Arthropoda; Copepoda; Calanoida; Temoridae
Product: core-binding factor subunit beta
Exons: 5
Coding region: 131-787 (218 amino acids)
Biological process (GO): regulation of transcription by RNA polymerase II
Cellular component (GO): core-binding factor complex; nucleus
Molecular function (GO): transcription coactivator activity; sequence-specific DNA binding
Source: RefSeq, a predicted model, not a curated record
CAGUAUAUCUCCGGACAUCUUGAAGUUUGGAACUAGGAAGGAUCAGAGAUUUUUUAGAUAUCCUAGUAGUGAGGAGCACUGGUGGUGAACUGGGGUUUUUAAACAAAGUUUUUCACGUGAUUUGUAAACUAUGAUUCCCUACGGACAAUAUGACACACUUGGACAUCAUCAUGCGCACACACUUCCUUACCAAACACAUUCACAUAAUCACACGCAUACGCAGGAACAGCAGGAAAUACCAAAAUAUUCUAGAUUGUUGUUCAAACUACCCCGGGUGGUUCCUGAUCAACGAGAGAAGUUUGAGACCGAAGAUCUGUUUAAGAAGCAUACUAGAGAAGGAGAGGUUCGGUACACACUGUACAGAGAUCGUCCAAACCAUGAGAGACAAGCCAAGUUUCAGGCAGCCUGUAGAGAUGGACACACAGAGAUUAGUUUCUCCGGGUCCGGAUUAGUUGUCCUGCUAAACUGGAAUACUCCGACCCAUGAGGUUGAUGCUAAAUUUAAUCCACACUCCUCUUCAUACUGUGAUUUCAAUAGAGAACAGGGAAAAGUUCAUAUCCUUAGCUCUUUUAUCCUUAACGGAGUUUGUGUACGGUGGCGGGGUUGGUUGGACCUGGAGAGAUUAGAUGGAUCUGGACUAUUAGAACUUGAUGAAGCUCUGAUGGUUAGAGAGGAGCAGAACCUUCAAAAACAUCUUCAACUAGUUCAUCAGAAACUUAGAGAAUGUGAAGAGAGAUAUAGGACGGAUGCAGAUUUGCAGAUGAAGAAGCUCCCCGGAUAUAUCUAAACAACAAACAAACAAACAAACAAACAAACAAUGGAACCUCCCUCCCCCCCAACCCAGACCAAACUCUGUGUUUCAACACAAGCUAAAUUUUGAAGUGAAAGUUCGUCUGAAAAAAAGACGUAUUUGUUCUUCCAAAAGUCAACCAGGUUGAAAUGUGAUAUUUUUCAAUUAAAUUAGAUUUCUUUGUAAAUUUAUAUUUGUUAAUUUAGUUAAUUAAA